This is a messenger RNA of Bathycoccus prasinos, 1260 nucleotides long. RefSeq lists its product with no specific name. The record is from RefSeq and is a predicted model, not a curated record. The transcript has a single exon. Bases 1 to 1260 code for a protein of 419 amino acids. NCBI's taxonomy places the organism in Eukaryota, Viridiplantae, Chlorophyta, Mamiellophyceae, Mamiellales, Bathycoccaceae.
AUGAUGAUGAUGAUGAGAACGAACGAACGAACGCACGUACCACCAGGAGUAGUAGUAAAACCAUCAUCAAAACAACAACCAAAAACUUUCGCUAAAAACGUAAUACUUUUAAGAAGAAGAAGAACAAAAAGAGGAGGAAGACGAAGAUUUUGCGUCGUCGUGGUUGGUGAAAACGAAGAAGACGACGACGAGGCACAAAACGAGGAGGCGGAAAGUCCGCCGCGAUGUCUUCCGGGUUUCGCGGUUGGAGCGAUAGCGUCAACGAUUCUGUUGUGCGGUGGUGGUGGUGGUAGUAUUAUUAAUCCUGAACCGGCGAACGCGUCUUUUGUGUACUACCCGACGACGAAUACUGAUACAAAUCCGUUCGAGUUGAGGAUGGAAAAGAAGACGUACAUGAGAGAGGAAACACCAAAGAAACUCUCCGAGAUGAAUCGAAUGGACAGGACGAGAAAUACGAAAAAUGAAAGGACGCCGUUACCGUUACGACUGAGCGCGAAUAAGGAGAAAGAUUUUGAAUUAGAUGAACGAUACGAUAUCGGCGUGCCAUCUUCUUCUUUCAACGCAAACACGACGAGCAAUCUUCUCCCUUCGCUUCGUAAAGAAGACGUCUUCUCCGCGCGAACGCUCUCGGCUUUGUUGCAAUGGUCGUUUAUUUUCUACGUCGCGUGCGCGGCCAGAGAUGGGAGAACGAAAGGUUUGAAAGUUACGAAAAAGCUCGGAUUAGACGGCAAAGCGCAGAAGGAGUUGAUUAAUAAAACCUUCUUGAUAACUUUAGAUUUUGGACGAGAGGUGGGAACUUGGAUGCCACCGAAUUGGGCGGCGAGCGGGAAACGCGUGAUUUUACCCAUUCGGGUAAAGUUUUUAGAAGACAACACGGUCAACAUCGAAAGCAUCGGGGCAUUUUGUCCCGUGAAAAUCCUUCCUGGGAAAAGAAAAUGGAGCGUAGAUGGAGAUACGCUCAGGUUUUCAAUCAUUUUAGGCGACGGCCAGAACGAACGGUUGGAGAAAGGCGAUGUAGUUUUUGACGCGGAGGAAGAAAUCACGUGUAAGUGCAUGGCGUGGGGAGGGAAAGUUAGUCGUAGGGGUAAAUUAUUGAUAAAGAAAACAAGAUUUGGCAUAAGAAAAGAGUGGAGAUCAGUAGGGAUAUUCUCGUGCGAGGAGAAUAGUGAAACAACUACGUUAGGAACGCUCAGAGUAAGAGAGAGAUUUACGAGCGCGGAGAUGAUUGAUUCUUCUUCUUCUUCUUCUUCUUCUUUUUAA